AAAAUUGUCGCUAACGACAUGAUAUUCUUGUUUAAUUCUUAGAUAUUUCAGAUUUGUUGUGAUAUGCUAUGUUAUUCUAUUCCUUCUUCAAAUCCCUAGUUGGAAAGGAUGUUGUAGUUGAGCUAAAGAACGACCUCUCCAUUUGUGGAACUCUUCAUAGUGUAGAUCAGUAUCUUAACAUCAAGUUGGUUGACAUCUCUGUAACUAACCCUGACAAGCGUCCUCAUAUGCUCAGUGUUAAAAACUGCUUCAUUCGUGGAUCUGUUGUAAGGUACGUUCAGCUGCCCGCGGACGAGAUAGACACUCAGCUGCUCCAGGACGCUGCAAGGAAAGAAGCUGCUCAGAACAAAGCUUAGAGUAG
Molecule: messenger RNA, 361 nt
Organism: Eurytemora carolleeae
Lineage: Eukaryota; Metazoa; Arthropoda; Copepoda; Calanoida; Temoridae
Product: U6 snRNA-associated Sm-like protein LSm2
Exons: 4
Coding region: 69-356 (95 amino acids)
Biological process (GO): mRNA splicing, via spliceosome
Cellular component (GO): Lsm1-7-Pat1 complex; P-body; U6 snRNP
Molecular function (GO): RNA binding
Source: RefSeq, a predicted model, not a curated record